AAUAUGAUCUCCUGUGCCUUGUCUUGAGGUCCGCCAGGAGGAACAACGUGUGUGCGUGCGUGUGUAGCUUGGGUGGUCUAGUGUGAUCCCUAAUACUUGUACUUUCUUGACCUGCGUCUGUAACCAAUGUAGAUACUCGAUAUCCACGGCAAAAUGAUGAAUUUCCAAAUGAAUGAACUGUGCAAACUUGCGUGAUUGAAAACCUGACCAAGUGGAUUAUCCCCCCUGUAAGGACCACCAGAUUUGUAACGGGUCUAUCGCCUAGACUCGAGACAGGGAAAGGGGGGAGGGUGGUGUCGGUGUUGGAGUUGCCGUAGGCGGAUAUGGUGUCCCUAUGAGCAAUGGGAAGGGAAUGAAUGGGUAUGGCAUCUAUGGAGGGGCCUGUGGUAUUGUUUUCACCAACAGAUGCUGCGUAACCAAAGGGAUUACGUCUGCUUACCCUCAACCUCCCCAACCACAUUCGCAUUCACAUCCCCAUUCAAGCGGAAGUGAGGGCCAUAGAGAAGCUGGUAACCCUUCCUCGAGCUACCCUUCUCCUUUGAGUCAUUCUGGAACUGGUGCCGGUGGGAACGGUGUGAAUGGGACCAGUGGAACUACCGGCAGCGCACACCCUGGAAUACAUUGUUCUAAUUCUUAUGCUUCUCAUCAUUCGAGCACACAUGAUUCGCCAUAUCACUCUGCUGUUACAGCCGAUUCCAAAAAAAUCGGCCAUUUUGAUUUCAUCGAAAGAGAUCUAGGGGCACUCAUUCUCUGCCAGAAACGGCAACUUUUGAGCGCAAGGCGGCAAACCCAAUGGUACCGUGGAACUCCCUCUAAAAAACAUUGUGUUUGCAUACACUUGCGUCCGUUUCUCCCCCUCUAAUCAGCAUGGGGAAACAUCUUGAGUGCGCUAGACAUUCUAGUCUUCAUGCCCUCAAAAACAAGUCCGAAUUUUGUGUAUCAAUGUCACCAGAUUUUUUGUUCAUCGCACAUGAGGG
Messenger RNA from Cantharellus anzutake, 977 nucleotides. RefSeq lists its product as uncharacterized. The record is from RefSeq and is a predicted model, not a curated record. Lineage: Eukaryota; Fungi; Basidiomycota; Agaricomycetes; Cantharellales; Hydnaceae. The transcript has a single exon. Bases 335 to 862 code for a protein of 175 amino acids.